AUGUCGGAAGAGCAAGGACAAAUAUCUACGAAAUCGUUAAUAUUAACAUCAAAUAUUAACAUCUAUCUAUCUAUCUAUCUAUCUAUCUAUCUAUCUAUCUAUCUAUCUAUCUAUCUGUCAGAAUCUCUUCAAAUGUUUUUCUCUCGCUAUCUCAAUAUUUUCUUCUCUCUUUAUCUUUGUCUUUUCAUAUCUAUCUAUCUAUCUAUCUAUCUAUCUAUCUAUCUAUCUAUCUAUCUAUCUAUCUAUCUCUUCAAAUGUCUUUCCGUCUCGCUAUCUCAGUCUUUUUUUCUCUCUCACUAUCUCAGUCUUUUCGUUAUCUAUCUAUCUAUCUAUCUAUCUAUCUAUCUAUCUAUCUAUCUAUCUAUCUAUCUAUCUAUCUAUCUAUCCCAUCUUUUCUUCUCUUUCUCUGUCGCUUUCUUUUCAUAUCUAUCUAUCUAUCUAUCUAUCUAUCUAUCUAUCUAUCUAUCUAUCUAUCUAUCUAUCUAUCUAUCUCAGCCUCUUCACAUCUUCCCUUUCUUUCUUUCUUUCUUUCUUUCUUUCUUUCUUUUUCUUUCUUUCACAUUAAAUGUCUAUCCUAUUUGCGUCUUUUUUCUUUCUUUCUUCUUCUUCUACUCUUCUUUCACACUUUUUUCUUUCUUUCGUAAAGCUCCUCCCUUUCUCCUUUUCUUUCUUUCUUUCUUUCUUUCUUUCUUUCUUUCUUUCUUUCUUUCGUCUUCUUCCACUCUUCUUUCUUUCUUUCUUUCUUACAGCUCUUUCUUUCAUCUUCUUCCUCUCUUCUUUCUUUCUUUCUUUCUUUCUUUCUUUCUUUCUUAA
Messenger RNA from Acanthosepion pharaonis, 813 nucleotides. Lineage: Eukaryota; Metazoa; Mollusca; Cephalopoda; Sepiida; Sepiidae. The record is from the annotation of a GenBank genome assembly.